Messenger RNA from Centruroides sculpturatus (bark scorpion), 2040 nucleotides. RefSeq lists its product as uncharacterized. NCBI's taxonomy places the organism in Eukaryota, Metazoa, Arthropoda, Arachnida, Scorpiones, Buthidae. The record is from RefSeq and is a predicted model, not a curated record. The transcript is spliced from 7 exons. Bases 467 to 1951 code for a protein of 494 amino acids. Gene Ontology annotation, molecular function: protein binding. Gene Ontology annotation, cellular component: nucleus.
CACUAUUGUAUACGUUAGCUAUGCAGUUAAAUUCUAUUGUGCAUUUUCAAAAACUACACGUAAAGUAUUCUCAUUGAAUUUUUACUUUUACACGCAAGAUUUACUAAUCAUUUUAAAUUUCGUCUUUAAUGGGCGUAACAUUAAAAUAAUUUCUGAGUGUAGAAUAACCGACUGAUAUGCAAAUGUGAAUUCUUGUCGCGUUGUAUUUGCAUAUGAUUAAAUAUUAAGCAAUAAAGUUUGUUUUCCGACUGUUACGUAUAUACUGUAAAGAUAUUUCCGAAUUAUUUAAUUUAAGAAAGGUGUAUCUGUGCGAUUUAUAAACGUUAUCAACCAGAAUUCAUUCCCUUGUGGGUGGAUAAAAAUUUAUGAAAAUCUGUCGAAUAACAAGGCGUGUUGCAACGAUCGAGGAUAUACAUAUAAUUUUUAAGUUUUAUUUUAAUACAGAGAAAAAUAGUUUCUCUACGAAAUGUUUUCUUAUCGCUAUCAAGAUAACGUUUCCCUUCGAGGAUUUUAUUGUCAAACAGAAAAUCACAGAGAUGUUAAUGCUUUAGUAUCUACAACUUUAUUGGCUACUAAUAGUAUCAGACACAUUUCUCAAUCGCCUCGAAGGUUUUCUUAUCGAGAAGAUAAGAAUGGAAUAUUUUCGGAUGGAACGAUAAGAUACGUAAAUUUCGAUAGAAUACCUCAAUUAACUAAUUGCGAAAGGAUUUUCUACGAAGAACCUAAAUGCCAUCCCAUUCUUCAGCGAACCACUAUAGAAAGAGAUUACUUGUGGAGUUACGAAAGAUUUUUAUACACUACGCAAAAGUGUAACAGCAUAUUUCAAUCUCUUCAAGUUAGAAGUAAUCGUUACGAAUCGUCGUGGUGCAAGAUGGAUUCGGAAGGUAAUUCUUCGUAUAGAAAUGGCAGUGGCCAAUACGAAGAGGCCAGAGAGUCCACCAUGCUUCCACCGUUUCGAUUGAAAAAGCUGUCGAGUUACAAUUCGCCUUACAUCACUACCAAUUGCAGUUCUUCUCUGAAUACCGAUAAGUCUUUCAAGAUUUCGUUUGGCUGCUCCAUACAAAAUUAUAAUCGGAUCAGGGUAUUAAAUUAUACGGACGAGAUUCUUCCUUACGAAGAAUGUGAUCAAAUUGCUCCUAAUGAAAUAAAUCAAACCGCGUGGAUUCCCGAUUUAUAUGGCUUAUAUCCAGAACUUAUAGCCAUUGCUUCUCAGGAUUUAAGAAUUUUUCAGUACGAAGAUAGGCAGUUGAUCUUAAAAAAAGUAUUUGUAGAAGGUGGCAGAUCGAAUCCAAUAGUAUCAGUCGACUGGAACGUUUGGGAUCCUAAGUUAAUUUCGACGGUGCAGAAGGACGGAAAAUGUAUCGUAUGGUCACUAGAGCACGACAGUUUUACAAACGAGAUAAAAUCUUCGGUAGAUUACCAACACGCGGGAUCUUCAUAUUGCAACGCGCGAUUUGCAAUGGGACAGAUGGAAAAAUGUUUGAUAAUGAUCGAUAGAAAAGACGACGUCAAAAUUUUCGAUCUUAGAUCCAAUUACUGUUGCCUGUACAAGAGUCUUUCGGAAAAAGUAUUCAGCAUGGAAUGCGCAACGAGCGGAGAUCAUCUGAUUGCCUUCGGAUGCAAGAAGAAGAUAGUAAUUUUCGAUUUUCGUAAUAUGAACAAGGCACUUAAUAUCUAUCAAGACUUUUUACCCAACGAAAUUGCAUCGUGUUUUUGUUGGUCUCCUUGUUAUCGAGAGAUAUACAUCGGCACUUCUUGCGGAGGAAUUAUCAAUUGGCCAAUAGAUAAAGAUAAUCGUGUGGAUACGCAGAGAUACAACGUUACCGAAAAUAUAAAUCUUUGGAAUAUACAUUGCCCUCUGUUUAAGCCAUUCAUUAUAUUAACUACGGGACAUAAUUUCCAGACGCCUUGCUACAGCACCAGCGUAGAUACUUACUUGAUAAAAUUUUGAAUUCCUACAGAGUAUACUUUACUCGAGAAAGAAUUCUUUUAUUUAUAUAGAUUCAAUUGUUUUUUUUUAUUUAAGACUUUGUCAAAAAA